Paraglomus brasilianum is the source of this 459-nucleotide messenger RNA. The record is from the annotation of a GenBank genome assembly. Lineage: Eukaryota; Fungi; Glomeromycota; Glomeromycetes; Paraglomerales; Paraglomeraceae.
AUGAGCGGACCUGAUAAUAUGAACAAUUAUGUUGGACCAUAUAACAUCGGUCAAUUGGAGGAUUUCGAUUCUAAUCAAAGAGCUAUUUAUUUACAAACCCAACAAGAUUUUCAUCCUUCUGCUGCUUCCCCUUUUUCUCUCCAUAGUAAUGUCGAUGUGAUAUCGACGAAUACUGUGCACGACGGAAAUAUUAGAAAUCGUACAACAUUAUAUCCCCCAGUCUCUCAUUACCAACCGGUUCGCGUUAACACCUUCACGAAUAGCUCUUGUCCAACGUGUGGCUCGUUCAAAGGUCCGACAGGCAAUCGAUCUAUUUCAUAUAUUCUUAUGCCAAUGCCCAGCUCUAACGUAAUAAAUGAGCACACAAGUCUCCAAUAUCUGGUUACAAAAGUGGAGAAAACUCAGUCAGUGAUGACAGCUGCUGACUUUGACAAAAUGUUAGCUGGAAGUCGAGUGUAA